AUAAUCUUUAACAAUGAUUAUAUUUUAUUUAAUUGUCAUGUUUAUCACAACAUCAAUUAUUAUCUUUACCUUGCUAGACAAAAUAUUUUGGUCAUCAAUGUAAAUAUGUUAUGGUUCUCAAUACAGCAAAAUUUGCCUGGUUCUUUCUCUUUUCACAGAUUUGUUAUUGUGAAGGUGAAAAAGCAAAAGAGCAAAAGAAAUUAAUUGAGAAAUGGGAAAAAACUCCAUUACUGGGCCAGAGCAAUCCCGUCAUCCGCCAUAGCUCAUGAUGGUUCAUGGGACUAACUCAUAACUCAUAGUUUGUGCUAAAAAAUUGUGUGUUGAUCUAAUCUAAUGAUUACCCGCCAAAUUUAUUGCAAAACCCUACGCAAAUUCUCCAAGCAACGGUCUUUUACUAGUGAAAACCUUCAUACUUAUAACAAUGCAUACCAACUGCUCGACAAAAAUUCCCAGCCAAAUUCCGUUUCUAUUCACCGAUCCAUGCUCGAUUCUAUACACAAAAAUCUCCCAUUUCAAGCGCUUAAAAUCUUCAAGAAAAACAUUCAGUUUGAUUUUUUCAACAGCAUUGAUGAAGUUACUAUUGCCUUGGCACUCAAAUCUUGCUGUGGUGACAAAUUACUUGGGUCUCAAAUCCAUGGUUUUGCUAUUACUUCUGGACUUUAUUCAUUUAUUACAGUACCCAAUUCGCUAAUGAAUAUGUACUGCAAGUCUGGGCAGUUUACUCACGCUUUAUGUAUUUUUGAGACUUUAAAUGACCCUGAUAUUGUUUCUUGGAACACUGUGCUUUCGGGAUUUCAACGGAGUGAAGAAGCUUUAAAUUUUGCUUUGAAAAUGAAUUCAAAUGGGGUUGUUUUUGAUGCUGUAACUUACACUACUGUUCUUGCCUUUUGUUCAAGAAUUGAAGAGUUUCUUUUUGGAUUACAGUUGCAUUCUUGUAUAUUGAAAGUUGGAUUAGAUUGUGAAGUUUUUGUUGGGAAUGCGCUUAUAACCAUGUAUUCAAGAUGGGGAUGUUUAUUGGAGGCUGGAAGAGUUUUUGAGGAAAUGCAAACUACGGAUUUGGUUUCAUGGAAUGCAAUUAUAUCUGGGUAUACUCAGGCAGGAAUUUAUGGUUUAGAAGCGAUUUCGAUUUUUAUUGAAAUGGUUAGAAGAGGAAUAAAACUUGAUCAUGUUUCAUUUACAAGUGCAAUUUCAGCUUGUGGUCAUGAGAGAAACUUAGAGGUUGGGAGACAGGUACAUGGUUUGAGUAUAAAAAGAGGAUAUGGGAAACAUGUUUCGGUUGGCAAUGUUCUCAUCUCAACGUACUCAAAGUGUGAGAUUAUUGAGGAUGCUAAAUUGGUGUUUCAAAAUAUGCUUGAGCGCAAUGUAGUCUCAUGGACUACAAUGAUAUCUAUUGAUGAAGAAAAUGCUGUGUCUUUCUUUAAUGAGAUGAGAUAUGAUGAGGUUGAUCCUAAUGAUGUGACAUUUGUUGGUUUAAUACAUGCUAUAACAAUUGGCGAUUUGGUGGAAUCAGGCAAGACAGUUCAUGGGUUUUGUAUAAAGAGUGGUUUUUCAUUAGAACCAAGUGUUCAAAAUAGUUUCAUCACUAUGUAUGCUAAGUUUGGAUCUGCGGAGGACUCUAUGAAGGUUUUUGAGGAGCUUAAUUACAGAGAGAUCAUAACAUGGAAUGCUUUAAUUUCUGGGUAUGCACAAAAUGGAUUGUCUCAAGAAGCUAUCAUCACAUUCUUCUCAGCACUUGCAGAAUCAAAGCCCAACCAAUACACGUUUGGCAGUGUCUUGAGUGCAAUUGGUGCUGCUGAGGACAUAUCUUUGAAACAUGGUCAAAUGUGCCACGCUCAAAUAAUGAAACUUGGAUUCAAUAGUGAUCCCGUUGUUUCUAGUACUCUCCUUGACAUGUAUGCAAAGCGUGGUAGUAUAUGUGAGUCUCAAAGAGUCUUUGCUGAGGCACCUCAGAGAAGCCAAUUUGCCUGGACAGCAAUCAUCUCUGCAUAUGCAAGGCACGGGGAUUAUGAAUCAGUUAUGAAUUGGUUUGAAAAGAUGGAGGAAGAAGGGGUGAGACCCGACUCAAUCACAUUCCUUUCAGUAAUUGCAGCAUGUGGAAGAAAGGGGAUGGUUGAUAUGGGCCAACAUCUCUUUGAUUCAAUGAUCAAAAACUAUCAGAUUGAACCAUCAUCAGAGCACUAUGCUUGUAUGGUGGACAUGUUAGGCCGUGCAGGGAGACUAAAGGAGGCAGAGGAGCUAGUGAGUUGUAUUCCUGGAGGGCCAGGAUUAUCUGUAUUGCAAAGCUUGUUAGGGGCUUGUAGGAUACAUGGAAAUGUCGAAAUGGGAGAGAGGGUAGCUGAUGCUUUGAUAUCAAUGGAACCAACAGAGUCCGGUUCAUAUGUGUUGAUGUCCAACUUGUAUGCUGAAAAGGGACAAUGGAAAGAUGUGGCGAAGGUAAGAAAAGGAAUGAGAGAAAAGGGAGUGAAGAAGGAAGUAGGGUUUAGUUGGGUGGAUGUUGGUGAUAUUGAUGCAUCCUUGACUUUGCAUGCCUUUUCAUCAGGAGAUAAAUCCCACCCACAAUCUGAGGAGAUAUGUAGGAUUGCAGACUGCCUGGGAUCAGAAAUGAAGUUCUUAAGAGAUAGCCUCGUUAAAGAUGGAGACUUUAAAGCCCCUCAAGAGGGGAGCAGCAAUUUUGUACUGAUAGAUUUUGAAAUGUAAUUCAUGCAUUCAUUUAGUUUUUGAAGAUUUGAGCGUGCAGUUAAAUCAUAAAAA
This is a messenger RNA of Ricinus communis (castor bean), 2751 nucleotides long. RefSeq names its product pentatricopeptide repeat-containing protein At4g32430, mitochondrial. Lineage: Eukaryota; Viridiplantae; Streptophyta; Magnoliopsida; Malpighiales; Euphorbiaceae. Bases 334 to 2697 code for a protein of 787 amino acids. Gene Ontology annotation, biological process: RNA modification. The transcript has a single exon. Gene Ontology annotation, molecular function: protein binding; RNA binding. The record is from RefSeq and is a predicted model, not a curated record.